This is a messenger RNA of Scomber scombrus (Atlantic mackerel), 4085 nucleotides long. RefSeq names its product NLR family CARD domain-containing protein 3-like. The transcript is spliced from 12 exons. Lineage: Eukaryota; Metazoa; Chordata; Actinopteri; Scombriformes; Scombridae. The record is from RefSeq and is a predicted model, not a curated record. Gene Ontology annotation, molecular function: protein binding.
AACCAUCAUUACACCAGUCAUUCAGUGCACCUGCCCAUCAAUCAGUCAAUAAACAGGCUGUCAAAUGUCAUCACACUGAGUUUGUACCUUUACCAUAAAAAACAUCAACAUGUGAGUAUACUUCAAUUUCACAAUAAGAUGAAGCUACCAAAAUAAAGUUCCUGGUUUCCUGUCAGGGUUGUGAUGUGUACAAUAAAGAUUAAAUCUGAUACAGAUGAAUACAGUCUGUUAAUAUUUGACUUUAGCUGCUCCAGGUAUUUUAUUCCAAAGGUCAGCGCUGUGCUGAUCAUAUUUCUUCAAAGUGAACUUCUGGUUAAAGAUUCAUUCAGAGUUGAAUCUUCCUGCUGUGAGUUUCAUGUUUGUUCUUCCUACGUUUGGUUUCCUGGUUGAAGCUUGAUGAAAAUGAUUUUCAGCAUCUAAAGAUGAAGGUAGAAAGUCUCUGUGAGCUGAUGUGGAUGUGAAUCCAGCAGCAUCUGUCCAGGUGUUUCUCUGCUAUGGAUCAGUGUGAGGACAGAGAGGAGGGAGUCCCUCCCUCUAAAAGCUCUCUGUGUGGGGAACAUGACAGCCAGACCAAAGCUCAGAGAACAAAGAAGCAGCACAGACCAGACUCUGCUGGACAAGAACCUGGACCUGAACCCAGCUGUGUGUCCAUGAAGAGUGACCGGUCCAUGGGGAAACCUAUACAUUUUAAUCCUGUACAACCUGCUGAUAGAAGGAUCCAGCAGAGACCAGAAUAUCCUGGACCUGAACCCAGCUGUGUGUCCCUGAAGAGUGACCGGUCCAUGGGGAAACCUAUAAAUUUUAAAUCUGGACAACCAGCUGAUGGAAGAGUGGACCAGGAGAGCUCAGAGGUUCCCAGUGGUCAGUCUGCCCAGCAGCAUAAAACACACCUGGACUCCAUAUUUAUGCUGCUGGAGGAGAACAUCGUCACUUUUGUGAAGAACGAGCUGAAGAAGAUGCAGAAGCUUCUGAGUCCAGAUGACCCAGAAUGCUCAGAGAGUCAGAGGGAGGAUGAGGAGGUAGAGGCAUUUCUGAAGAUCACACUGCACUUCCUGAGGAGAAUGAAGCAGGAGGAGCUGGCUGACUGUCUGCAGAGCAGAACUCCUGCUGCAAAGUGUCGACGUAAACUCAAGUCUAACCUGCAGAAGAAGUUCCAGUGUCUGUUUGAGGGGAUCGCUAAAGCAGGAAACCCAACCCUUCUGAAUCAGAUCUACACACCGCUCUACAUCACAGAGGGAGGGACUGCAGAGGUCAAUGAUGAACAUGAGAUCAGACAGAUUGAAACAGCAUCCAGGAAACCAGACAGACCAGAAACAAUAAUCAGACAAGAAGACAUCUUUAAAGCCUCACUUGGAAGAGAUGAACCAAUCAGAACAGUGAUGACAAAGGGAGUGGCUGGCAUUGGGAAAACAGUCUUAACACAGAAGUUCACUCUGGACUGGGCUGAAGACAAAGCCAACCAGGACAUACACUUCACAUUUCCAUUCACUUUCAGAGAGCUGAAUGUGCUGAAAGAGAAAAGGUACAGCUUGGUGGAACUUGUUCAUCACUUCUUUACUGAAACCAAAGAAGCAGGAAUCUGCAGGUUUGAAGUAUUCCAGGUUGUGUUCAUCUUUGACGGUCUGGAUGAGUGUCGACUUCCUCUGGACUUCCACAACAAUGAGAUCCUGACUGAUGUAACAGAGUCCACCUCAGUGGAUGUGCUGCUGACAAACCUCAUCAGGGGGAAACUGCUUCCUUCUGCUCGCCUCUGGAUAACCACACGACCUGCAGCAGCCAAUCAGAUCCCUCCUGAGUGUGUCGGCAUGAUGACAGAGAUCAGAGGGUUCACUGACCCACAGAAGGAGGAGUACUUCAGGAAGAGUUUCAGAGAUGAGGAGCAGGCCAGCACCAUCAUCUCCCACAUCAAGACAUCACGAAGCCUCCACAUCAUGUGCCACAUCCCAGUCUUCUGCUGGAUCACUGCUACAGUUCUGGAGGAUGUGUUGAAAAGCAGAAAGGGAGGAGAGCUGCCCAAUACCCUGACUGAGAUGUACAUCCACUUCCUGGUGGUUCAGGCCAAACUGAAGAACAUCAAGUAUGAUGGAGGAGCUGAGACAGAUUCACACUGGAAUAAAAAGAGCAGGAAGAUGAUUGAGUCUCUGGGAAAACUGGCUUUUGAGCAGCUGCAGAAAGGCAACCUGAUCUUCUAUGAAUCAGACCUGACAGAGUGUGGUAUCGAUAUCAGAGCAGCCUCAGUGUGCUCAGGAGUGUUCACACAGGUCUUUAAAGAGGAGAGAGGGCUGUACCAGGACAAGGUGUUCUGCUUCGUCCAUCUGAGCGUUCAGGAGUUUCUGGCUGCUCUUCAUGUCCAUCUGACAUUCAUCAAGUCUGGAGUCAAUCUGCUGGCAGGAGAACAAACAACAUCCUGGUGGUCUAAACUGAUUACCCCCUGGUGGUCUAAAGUCUUUAAAGACAAACCUGAACCAACACGUUUCUACCAGAGAGCUGUGGACGAGGCCUUAAAGAGUCCAAAUGGACACCUGGACUUGUUCCUCCGCUUCCUCCUGGGUCUUUCACUGCAGACCAAUAAGACUCUCCUACGAGGUCUGCUGACACAGACAGGAAGUACCUGGUGGAUCAGUCAUGAAACAGUCGAGUACAUCAAGUAUAAGAUCAGUGGGAAUCUGUCUGCAGAGAGAAGCAUCAAUCUUUUCCACUGUCUGAAUGAACUGAAUGAUCGUUCUCUAGUGGAGGAGAUCCAACAGUACCUGAGAUCAGGAAGUCUCUCCACAAAGGAACUGUCUCCUGCUCAGUGGUCAGCUCUGGGCUUCAUCUUACUGUCAUCAGAAGAAGAUCUGGACAUGUUUGACCUGAAGAAAUACUCUUCUUCAGAGGAGGCUCUUCUGAGGCUGCUGCCAGUGGUCAAAGCCUCCAACAAAGCUCUGUAAGUACACAAAUAGAGUCAACACAGAAUUAUCCAGAUUAAUGUAUUCAUUGAUUGCUUGAUUCAGAAGAUACUCAAACAUAUUUUUUCAAGCGGAGAGAAAAAUAUCUAUUAUUUAAAUAUUUUUCUAAAUGUAUUCUUCAGACUGAAUCACUGUUACCUCUCAGAGAGAAGCUGUGCAGCUCUGUCCUCAGUUCUCAGCUCCCAGUCCUCUAGUCUGAGAAAUCUGGACCUGAGUAACAACAACCUGCAGGAUUCAGGAGUGAAGCAGCUUUCUGCUGGACUGGAGAGUCCACACUGUACACUGAAGACUCUCAGUCUGUCAGGAUGUCUGAUCACAGAGGAAGGCUGUGCUUCUCUGGCCUCAGCUCUGCGCUCCAACCCCUCCCAUCUGAGAGAGCUGGACCUGAGAUACAAUCAUCCAGGAGACUCAGGAGAGAAGCUUCUGUCUGCUGGACUGGAGGAUCCACACUGGAGACUGGACACUCUCAGCCUACAUCCUGCUGGAGUCCGAUGGUUGACACCAGGUCUGAGGAAGUAUGCCUGUGAACUGGAACUGGAUCCAAACACAAUGAACAGAAAACUCAAACUGUCUGAUAACAACAAGAAGGUGACACAUGUGAUGGAGGAGGUUCAGUCAUAUCCUGAUCAUCCAGACAGAUUUGAUCACUUUCCUCAGCUGCUGUGUAGAAAUGAUGUGACUGGUCGAUGUUACUGGGAGGUCGAGUGGAGAGGAAGAGGAGUUGAUAUAUCAGUGAGUUACAGAGGAAUCAACAGGAAAGCAGACAGUGCUGACUGUUUGUUUGGAUGUAAUGAUCAGUCCUGGAGUCUGAGGUGCUAUGUUGAUGAAGGUUACUCUGUCAUUCACAGUAACAGAGUGAAUUACAAAUGGUGUGAUGAUCAUGAAUGGGAUGAGCUUUCUAUGUGGGCCCUCUCCUCCUCCUCCUCCUCCUCCUCUGUCUCUAACAGAGUAGCAGUGUAUGUGGACUGUCCUGCUGGCACUCUGUCCUUCUACAGAGUCUCCUCUGACACACUGAUCCACCUCCACACCUUCAACACCACAUUCACUGAACCUCUGUAUGCUGGGUUUGGGGUCUACUGGCCUGAUUCCUCAGUCUCUCUGUGUCCUCUGUAGGAGGAUGUUUACUUUAUGAUGGUA